This is a messenger RNA of Microthlaspi erraticum, 663 nucleotides long. Lineage: Eukaryota; Viridiplantae; Streptophyta; Magnoliopsida; Brassicales; Brassicaceae. The record is from the annotation of a GenBank genome assembly.
AUGGCAGAGAAGCUAGGCAUUGCUGGAGCAUUGCAGCGCCCUACUACUUCAAUCAUGUUUGGAGAUGCAACUUCUAAGUCUCCUCUUGGUGUGUUCAAGAACUAUCACUUGAAAAUUGGAGAAUGCAUCAUCCAAACUGAUCUCACUGUCAUGGAGAUGGAAGAAGAGAAGGAUCUACCUCUGCUAUUGGGAACCCCAUUCCUUAGCACAGUUGGCGCUUCAAUAGACUUUCACAAGCAAGAAGUGAUUCUUCACAAGGUGAAUAGUUUGGUGUCAUAUCGCUUGCAGCCUAGAGGUUCAGACUUUUGUGCCACAAUUGAAAGCAUCCUCUCAGUUCCAAGACUCAUGAAGUUGCCAAAGGAAGCGCUCAAAAGAAGGGGAGGAUGCAGCCUCAAAGGCACUUGUGGGAGAGAAAAGAAAGGACCCACCAGCUCAGGUUUCCUCACCAAGCCAUCUCAGCUCACUAUGACCUUGUUCCCCACCAAGUUUGAAAAUGGGAAGAUUGAGUACAAGAUAAGGUACAAGGGGAGAUCAAGACCAUUCUCUAGAGCCAAGGCCUUGGUCACUUCAGAGCAGUCCAGGGAUCCAACCAAGCUAAAGGAGCUUCUGUCUCAAGUCCUCACUAUCACCCUUGAUGGUGGGACUAGCUCAACCAAUGCCUAA